GGUUAGAUGUCGGGAGCUCCCAUGUGACGCAACAACAGGUCACAGCCACGGACAUUGGUUGCCGGCGCAAUUCCACUCAAUAACCCUACCUUAGUUACGGGUAUGUAUUGUACAAUACCUGACACCUGUAUGUAAAACUUUACGCAUCUUACAUACUCUGCAGAAGACCGUGACGACAAAAGGCUAUAGUUUUGUUGCCACAGAUCUCCGCGAUGACCCAGCUGACAAGUGCUCAGUGCUGCCUCGAACGAUAAUGUGUCAGCGCUACUACUAUCAUGCCUUUUCCCGCCCGUUCUCCCACACGCGGCCCCCGGCUGCCAAGGCCGAUUUCACCCACGCGGUAAUCGGCGGCGGCGUAGUCGGGCUCGCCAUAGCGCAAGAGCUAGCUGUCCGGACCGGCGAUUCGACCCUCUUGCUGGAACGGCACGGUGCAAUCGGCACCGAAACCAGUUCGCGCAACUCCGAGGUGAUCCAUGCGGGCAUCUACUACGGGCCAUCAUCGCUCAAGACCGAGCUUUGCAUCCGCGGCAAGGACCAGCUCUACUCCUUCUGCGCUGCCCAUGGCAUACCGCACCGGCGCACGGGGAAAUGGAUCGUCGCGCAGAACGACGCCCAGCUGGCGGCCUUGCAGCAGAUCCAUGAUUUCUGCACAAAGGAGAUCCACGUCCCCAUGCGAUGGGUCGGCCCCGAGGAAGCUUCGCGGCGCGAACCCGCUGUGCGGGCCGAGAAGGGCAUACUCGAGAGCCCCACGACGGGCAUCGUCGACAGCCAUGCACUGAUGCUCUGCCUGCUCGGACGGUUUGAAGACGCGGGCGGAACGCUCGCCCUGAGCAGUGCUGUUGAGGGCAUCACUCCUCUCGGCAGCAACGGUAACGAGGGAUGGCAGCUCAGGGUGCGGGAUGCAUCCACCGGGGAGGUUUCGACGGUAACAGCCGGAUCGCUGAUCAACUCUGCGGGCCUGGGCGCGGUGGCCGUGCACAACAUGAUUGUCCCCCCGGAACGACGGAGGGAGAUGUUUUAUGCCAAGGGGAACUACUUCUCCUACGGGGCGUCGAGUCCCAGGGUGAGCACGCUGAUCUACCCUGCGCCGGAGCCCGGUCACGGCGGGCUGGGGACGCACCUGACGCUGGACCUGGCCGGGCGCAUCAAGUUCGGGCCGGAUGUCGAGUGGGUUGACUCCCCAGACGACUUGGUUGUGAAUCAGUCGCGGCUGGCGCAGACGGUCCGGGAGGUGAAGAAGUAUCUCCCGGGACUGGAUGAGACCCAGUUGCAGCCCGACUAUGCCGGCAUACGGCCGAAGCUGGGGAGGCAAGGCGCUGUGGCGCUCGGCAAAGGGUUUGUGGACUUUGUGAUCCAGAAGGAGGAGGGCUACCAAGGGUGGGUCAACCUGCUAAACAUUGAGAGCCCGGGGCUCACGAGUUGCCUGGCGAUAGCAGAGAGAGUCAGGAGACUUUUAUAUACGUAA
Chaetomium strumarium is the source of this 1465-nucleotide messenger RNA. Its product is annotated as FAD dependent oxidoreductase. The transcript has 2 exons. The coding region runs from base 254 to 1465 and encodes 403 amino acids. NCBI's taxonomy places the organism in Eukaryota, Fungi, Ascomycota, Sordariomycetes, Sordariales, Chaetomiaceae. The record is from RefSeq and is a predicted model, not a curated record. Gene Ontology annotation, molecular function: (S)-2-hydroxyglutarate dehydrogenase activity.